AAUUGGACAAGCGUGGUCACGGUGGUCACAAUGUAUUAUUGGAAUUUAUUGACGUAAUGUUGGCUAACAUGGUUCGUAUUUCGGCCCGUUCAAUGUCAUAUGUUGGUGUCCAUGAUCUAAGCUUCAAAAUAACCAACAUGAGAAAUGUUGGUUUUUGAAUCAAGUUCUUUCAUUGAGUGUUUUAUUACAUUUUCGACAUCGAUGUCCGUACCAAAGCGUUUGAGAAAAAGUGCACUAUCAGUAUUUCAUUGAACGGUAUUGCAGAGUAUAAAAUGAAAUUGAAAUUGUUCGCUAGGAAAAGUGCUUAUUGUGUAAAAUGCAACUGAUGGAUGCAGUGAAACAUGAGAUGGAAUGUGACUCUGACAUUGUGAUGGCUUCAUCAAUGGUUGUGACUGAAUCCAGUACCUUUUCUUCAUCUCCUUCAUGCAGCACAAUCCCAACCCCAGAGCCAGAUGCCAGUCAAGAGACAAUGGUUGAAGGGACUCCCUAUGAUACAAGAUUUGUGAACAUUGCCAAUCUGGCCAAGAGCAAGCUGUUGAGUUCACAGUUUUCCAGCACCCCCCACAUUCCAGGUAGAUUGGGAGGCCGAUGUUUAGCUGGGGCAUCCAAAUCUUUAGAGCUCCUUAGGAGGAAUAUUCAGACCAAUAUCAAUAAAGAUAUUGAUGCUGUUAUCAAAGGCUAUCUGGAGUCCAGUAGUCCUCAAGCACAGCAGUAUUCCAUUUUCUCUGAUACAGCAGUUUCAUUCGUGAAAUGCUCUGUUGGAGUUACUCUCCACAUUCAUCACAGCACCACAGUUGUUGGUGGAGGAGUUCAGAAAUUUUUCAAACCUGCAAUCUGCAACAUUCGUAACAAUCUUGGAGGUGACAGCAUCACAGAUGAACAUGUUCGGAUUGUGUGCUGUAGCAUACUUGAAGAUGCCAAACAGAUGUAUUGUUGUCCCAGCCAAGAACCUGCAAGUCAAUGUCCAGAUGUUCAGCUAGAGGAUCAGAGCCCUAAUGUGUGCUCUACAGAAUAUAAAUUUGCAGUUCCCAGCUCAGAGAGUCCAGUUUUAAGUGUCAGAAGAGAUCUAGAUCAAAAUUUGGAUAGCAUUCGCAGAAGGAAAAAUAAGACUCAGGUUCUCCAGCUUCCUCAAGUUGUCCAAAGUCCUUCCCCUCCACUUCGUGUUGGUCAGUCUCACAUUCUCACUCAACGCUUUUUGAUAUCACCUACUCCAAUAAAUACUUCACAAAAUGGAAAGUUGAAAGAUGAAAACUCCUCAUUAUCUCAGCAAACUUUUGUUCCCACACAGAAUCAAGGCCUUCCUAUUCGUACUAUUCCUAAAAAUAAAGUUUCCACACCCACACACUCAUUUGUUACUUCUUCAGUAUCUCACAGUUCUCAGAGCAAUAGGUCUAGAUCUAAAGGAAGACAUGAGUCUGCAUCUACACAACUGUCUCAUACCUUCCUUGCUCCUGCUUCACCCGACAGUCUACCAUCUGGUCGUAGCACUCCUGUAAAUAAAGGGCGUAACACUCCCAUAAUAAGGGAAGGACCAAAAUGGGAUCCUAACAGAAUUGUGAAGUCUACAAAGUUUGUAAUGGGAGCCAGAGCCAAUAAAGUCUUAGGGUUUUGCCAGACUAGAGGCCGUUUGUACAUCAAGCAUCCUGAGUUGUUCCGAUAUUCAGGAGAUCAGGAAGAUAAAGAAUGGUUGGCUCGGAAGAAUCUGAUGCCACCAUCUGGAGGGAAGGCAUAUCUGAUGGUUGUUGAUGAUAUAAGAGAAUUGGCUGAAUCUGAAGAGUACAGAAACAACCCCAAUUUAAUGCUGCAUGAAUUGGUUGGGUUUGAAGUACCCGAAUUCAUUUUGAAGAAAAUACGUGCCUUCAUGAGUCAGAUGAGAACUGAUGCUCCUGAAAAGCUUCCCAGCCAUCAGGAUAUUCACAUGAGUAAUACUCUUGAUGCAAAUUUUACAACGAUGCAGGAUCAUUUAGAUCUUGGGAUAAGCAGCUUGUCUCCUGUGGCAUCUCACACUGUUGUGUCCACUGCUUUGGUAUCGCCUUCAGUGAUGGCUGGAGGCCAUCCCGUCAGUGUUCUUGAUUCAGGGCCUCAAUCUCCAGAAACUUUGGAGCUUUUGGAUUCUCCAACUCUUGCAGCGGCUCUUGGAUCUGAUCCCUUUGAAGAUUUGGAGCCAUUUGAUGGAGAUCUACCUCUUGAUGAGGACAUGCCACUGGAUGGAGAGCUUCCAUUGGAUGGAGAUUUGCCUCUUGACGGGGACCUACCUUUGGAUGGAGAUCUGUCUUUGGACAGUGAUCUACCCUUGGAUAACCUCACAUUUGAAGGUAUCCUGCGACUACAGGAUGUGAGUCUGGGAUCUGACAACAAUUUACUUACUGGAUCCCAAGAGUUGAUGGAUACCUUCACGAUCAGUACAUCUGAUACAUUGGCUUGGUCACCAGAUGGUGACACUAGCCAGUCAUCUCUGCCCAUACUUUUGGCAGGGCACAUCAGCAAUGAGUAUACACAGGAAGGUAUUGUAUAGAAGCCAUGCCCUCCUAAGCAUGAGUCACAGGCCGUAAACACCCCUUUCUCUGUUUCAAAGCGCUUAUAUUUAAGAAUAAAUAAUAUAUAAAAAUGUUAGUGACAGGGAAGACACUAUCCCCCAUUACGCCAAAAAUCCAGGUUAUGUCCCCAGUAUCACCAGGCAAUGUGAAGGUUUUUAGCCUGGGAGUAAAUGCCGUCCUUUGGAAGGGACGUUAAACCAUGAUUCCCUUGGUACUGCAAGAUAGUAGCAGGCUACGAGACUGUACCAGGUGACACCUCCUUCCUUACGGGUUGUGAAAGUUUAAGGAAAGAAAAAUCAUAGGAGCAAAUGACUGUCACAGUUGACGCUCCUUUACAUACAGUUUUUCUCUUUCUCUUGAAACCUCUGUCCUUCCUCCUCUCAACAUCCCUCUCCUAGUAUGUUUUGCAGUCCUUUGUCAAGUGUGUUCUGAAGUGCAGCUUGGUUCAAACAAUGUCUUUCAAUGAAUGAAAAUGACAAUUGGUUCACGUACUGGUUUGUGUAUAUUUACAAAACAUUACAAUUUUGCUCAUCCUCUUAGUGAAUAUUAGAGAAUGUAAAUAUUUAAUGUUAAAAUAGGCCUAAUUGGAUUGAAACAGUUUCGUUAAAUGUUGAAAUAAUUCCAGCAAAAAGGUAUCCUUCCUUGGUGUGUAAGUAGGGCAUUAAUACUGGCAAGGAAAUAUAACAUAAUGUGAUGUAUAAGAGUGCCCUGUUGCUAAAGAAGAUAAAAGUCUUACUUAUAGUCCAAGUUGGCAUAUCUGCUUGGAUUAUUUCCAAGUAAAAUAAGUAUUUAUGUAUUUUUAAAAGUCCUUACAAAAAAAAAAAACUUGUCAACAAGGUGACAAAGGUGGGUUAAGGCCUAAACUUGAAGUACAAAGUCAGCACGAGCCAAAGAGGUCAUGAGAACAAGCACUGUGCGCGUUGUUAAUUACACUGAAUGAUGCUGUGUGUAAUGUUAGGGAACAUUCAUGUAUAGUUGGAUAAAAGCAUUUGAGUAGUAGUGUGGGAGGGUUUAGUCAAGAUGAUCAUUAUAGAAGCUAGUCAUUUUACUCAGUAGCUUGUUUAGAAUAUGCUUUUAUUACAAAAAAAGCACAACUAAAGGGAAAAAAAAGGAAGAUCACUGCCUAUGUGUUUGAAAUACUAUACUAGCUACCACUUAACUUGGCGGCUCAAGGUUGUGGCUUAGCCUAAGUAAUUGUCCCCUCACCUUCUAUUGCCCUUGUAGAGGGCUUUUGUUGCAUUGUUCUUGAUAUGGUGCAUAUUCAACCUCUUAAAUGUUUAUGCAGAGGAAAUGAAUUUUGGGAGGUUCACUUACUUUGAGAAGUCCUCCUGAAGCAUUUUGAGCCCUCAAGUUUUGUGGCCUUUGCUCUAGAUGAUACGAAUACACAAAAAGGUGCACUCAUGCCUGAAAGGAAGAGGGUAACUGAAAGAUGUGUAAUAUUAACUGUCUUAUUGUGAUUGAAAAACAUUUCCUCAUAAGUAUGGUUGUAAUAUGUAAGAUAAUGUAAGAUGUGCCAUAUCAGUUAUGAGAUAUUGGGAGGAUACUCCAAAUUGUAGAGCUUAAAGAGGGAAUAAAUUCAUUGUAAAGUUUGUUGUUACACUUUUGGGUUGUGUCCUUAGUGUUGAUUUUAUGUAAGAUGUUCAUUGCUGUCUAGGUGGGUACUGCAUUGAAGGUUGUGACUCGCCUAAAUGCCUGUGUGGCUUUGUGUUGGUGUAUUGCUGAUGUACCCCCAAAACUUCUGAUAUGUUACAUGUUUUAUGUUAAAUAAGUAGAAAUUAUAAUGAAGAUGUUAUCUGGUUGAUAUGCGUAUGUAACCUAGCUGUGUUAUUUACAAGACCUGAUCUAUAUAUGCUCUGUGCCAAAUAUUUUUUCCCUCCAAGUUUCUCAGUUUUUGAAACUUUACCCUUUACAGUUUGCUCAAUAUUUUAUGGAUUGGAGAUGUAUUGUGAGCAGAAGUUGUUGUAAGACAAUCAUCAUCAUUACUUUCAUCAUUGUCAUCGCUAUCAUGAUUAUUGGUCUCCAUUUCAAGGUUUAUGGGUGUGGGCUUAGACGAGCACUCUUCGUAGGAUCGCUCCUCUUAUAACUGACUUUCUUAAGAAUAGCUUUCACAAAAGUGUGGGCUUCUGAAAGGAAAAGAUUCUCCUGUUGUAAUGUGACUUCUAGUCUUCUCUUGAGUCUUGUACUCUCAAAGCAAUAAUGUAUCCACUUUGGGCUUUGUGGCCUAACUUGUUUUUACUUCUCUGUUUAGCUAUCAGUUUGUAGCUGUCUCCCGUCUUCCAUGUCCCUGUAGGUCGUGUUCUAUUUACAGCAGCGUGCCCAUAAAAGAGAAUAUGAAAGUUGUGUUUAUGAAGGACCAACUGCAAGAGACUACUAAAAGAUUUAGAAAUGGAUGAUGGGAUUGGUAGUCAAGAGUGAAAUUGUUUUCUUUCAAAACUGAAAGGUUGAGUACCAUCAUCAUUCAUUUCUUAAUCUAUAGUGUUUACUCAUAAAAUGACUGCACUUUUUUUUUCUUUGUUAUAUUGAGGAACAUGUAGGUAAGUGAAAACAAGAGGGAUAUAUGCAAUAACAUUCAGUGGCUUUUUUACUUAUACAUAUUUUACAUAUUCUAUAAUAUUGUGAUUUUUCUGGGGUAGCAACAAUGCUAAACAUCUGUGCAUAUCACAUACUUGUACAGAAUGUGUUUGGGCAGCUAUCUCAAAACAGAUUUUAUGCAAUACUUCAAAGAAUACUGAUAUUUGUAUCCUUUAAUGGCCUAUAGAUGGUUGUGGAUUAGAAUGUAAUAGUGAUGGAGGAUUAUAUGAAAAUCUCACUAGCUAUUCUUGCAGAUUUAUUGGCACUGCCAUGUCUUGAAACUGUAAUUGUUUUUUUGGAUCAUGUAUUUGAAAGCAAGGAAAUGCAGUAUGUGAAAAACUUCAGUUGCUUAUUGGGCACGCUACUGUCUUAUGAUGUGCUCAUGCUAGUGCAGGAUUCUGCUGAUAUUGAAAGGGUUGAAGUCGUAAUCAUCCUUAUCUGUUAGAGUAGUAUAGAAGUAAAGCUGGAGUUUUCAUGUAUUUGAUGUCAUUCUUCUACGACCGAUUCUGAUGGAUUUGAUCUCUCAAGUGCUUUUGAUCCAAUUCUAUGAUGUGUGCCCCAUUGUGUAACAGACAUGGAAUGUCAAGGUGUAUCCCAGUUUUAAUAGGUUUAGGAAUAAUGUGAGUACAAUCAUGUUUUUUAACUGUUGGCUGCCUGUUUGAUGCUCAUACCUUUUAAACCCCAGUUUUAAAAUUAAGAUAUAUUUCAUAUAGUAGACAAUAGUGAGUGGACUCCAUUUUUAGUCGGUACUUAAUUUCUGUAUUACAGUGUUUGUGCUUGUGAUAACUUGAAAUGGGACGGAGCACAUUUAUUUUUGUAAUGUGUAGAGUUAAAAAACAGAUCAAGAACGUACAAGUUGUACAUGUGGCAAUAUUAUGAUUACUUGUAAAUACAUGUUGUUGUGAUUUUACUAUUUAUUGGUAAAUGCAUGACAGUGUUGUUUUAUUUUAAACUUUGAACCUACUGCACAACAUAUUUUCCAUUUUUUGUUAGUUUGUAAGUAAUGCCAUUCCUCAAAAUAAAUUAUUGAAGUG
Molecule: messenger RNA, 6142 nt
Organism: Gryllus bimaculatus (two-spotted cricket)
Lineage: Eukaryota; Metazoa; Arthropoda; Insecta; Orthoptera; Gryllidae
Source: the annotation of a GenBank genome assembly